Messenger RNA from Chionomys nivalis (European snow vole), 2834 nucleotides. RefSeq names its product BSCL2 lipid droplet biogenesis associated, seipin (gene Bscl2). Gene Ontology annotation, biological process: lipid droplet organization; lipid storage. Bases 1372 to 2733 code for a protein of 453 amino acids. Gene Ontology annotation, cellular component: endoplasmic reticulum membrane. The transcript is spliced from 11 exons. Lineage: Eukaryota; Metazoa; Chordata; Mammalia; Rodentia; Cricetidae. The record is from RefSeq and is a predicted model, not a curated record.
CUAUCUUUUAGUUUCUAAUGCCCUUUGAGACAGUCCUAUACCCCAGCCCCACAAUCCUCAGGAACAGCUAUACUGACAAUGCCCAGUCUCAGCCCCUGACCUCAGGGUGUCAAGAAAAGAAGCAUCUUUUUUCCAAGGUUUAUAAAACCUACAGCUGAGGCCUGAAGAACUAAUGGGAGCCACGGUCGCACCCACCUUUAUUCGGCACAAACUGGCCUCAAUCUUAAGCUGUUCCACCAUCUUGCGUGCUUGGCCAAUACUCAUAGUGCUGUUCACAGGGGUCUCCCCUUUCAUCCUGGAGGAAAGACAGACAACUCAGUAUUCUCAGCUAAAACACUCAGCUCUUCAACAACAGCACGGCCGGGAUUGGGCCAGUAUUUUGUACCCAUAUUAUCUCCACUCUCCAGUGGCCAUCCCAUCUCUUUUUCUCCACUGAGAAUGGAGAAUGGAGAAAAGAUGAAGUGCUUUCCAAAUCCUUGGGUCCUCGUCACCAAACUAUACAAAUGUUUUUAAGGAUUUCCAGUCUUUGAGCCAAUGCGUUACCAGGAAUGAAAGCCUCAGUCAGAACGAGCCCCACCCUGAUGAAAUCACUUCGGCCACCUGCCCCCUUAAGCCCUACUGAGAGAGAAACAGGCUGCUCUCUACUCACCUGAAAUGACAGGCGACGGCAGCAGCCUGGGAUGUAGCGUCAGUGGGGAGGGGGCACCAAGCUCUGAUUCAGAUAGGUGCCCCACCCUGCAGGAACUUGCAACUAAAAAUAACUGUAGCAGUGACAGCUAAUGCAGAGGUCACUAGAGAUGCUCAGACUGGAGGUCCUUGGAGGGGUGGUCUCAGGUUCUGCAGCUCAAGCACUGUCCAGAUGGCUGGUACCUGAAGGAUGAAGGAUGCUAGAAGGAGCUGCUCAGAUUCUGGAGCGUACCAACUGCCUGGCCAGUGGGGGGAUCUGACUGCUGCUUGCAUCCCCUGUACACACCCCCACUGUUACUGUCUCACUACCUGCCCCUGCCCAUUGGAGAAGUCUUUAGUCUGAACUAGAGCCCUCCCUAAUGGACCUGAAUCGGAAGCAGGCUCCCCUCUUAAAUGGGGUGGUCUGGGCCUGUGACAGCCCCUGCAAUAGAGUCUGUACCCGCUGCGGGAGACCCUGCUCAUUUGAAAGUCUGACAUCAGCUGGACUGCUCCCCCCCACAACCCUGACACAGCACUCAGCACCUGAAUCUUCGUUUCUUUCACAGUGGUCCUCCAUUCUGCAGAUCCAGGAAAAUGUGACGCUCUACAAGUGAUCAUCUUCUAGGUCACCACUUUCUAGCACAAGUGACUUGAGUGGGGCGAUCCAGGGCAGCAGAGGUAACCAUCAGGAAGAUAUCUAAAGAUAUGAUACAGCAAAGAAGAGAAGCUGGGGGAAAAAAGACAUGCAGAGACCAGAUCAAAAAAGGAUCAGAUAAAGAGGAGGAACCUCCAGCUGCCCUAUCCCAUGGCCAAGGGUAUCGUCCCUGUGGAAGACCAGCCAGGAGCUCAAAGCCUGAAGCUGGGGGCAGAUCCUCUGCUGUCCCCAUCAUGGUCAAUGACCCACCAGUACCUGCCUUACUGUGGGCCCAGGAAGUAGGCCAUGUCUUGGCAGGCCGAGCCCGCAGGCUGUUGCUGCAGUUUGGGGUGCUCUUCUGCACCAUCCUCCUCUUGCUUUGGGUGUCUGUGUUCCUCUAUGGCUCUUUCUACUACUCCUACAUGCCGACUGUCAGCCACCUGAGCCCUGUGCAUUUCCACUACAGGACAGACUGUGAUUCCUCCGCCGCCUCACUCUGUUCCUUCCCUGUUGCCAAUGUCUCGCUGGCUAAGAGUGGACGCGAUCGGGUGCUGAUGUAUGGACAGCCAUAUCGAGUCACCUUAGAGCUUGAAAUGCCAGAGUCCCCCGUGAAUCAAGACUUGGGCAUGUUCUUAGUCACCGUUUCAUGCUAUACCAGAGGUGGCCGAAUCGUCUCUACUUCUUCACGCUCAGUGAUGCUGCACUACCGCUCCCAGCUGCUCCAGAUACUUGACACACUGGUGUUCUCCAGCCUCCUGCUGUUUGGCUUUGCUGAGCAGAAGCAGCUCCUGGAGGUAGAACUCUACUCGGACUAUAGGGAGAAUUCGUAUGUGCCCACAACUGGAGCAGUUAUUGAGAUUCACAGCAAGCGCAUCCAGAUGUAUGCAGCGUACCUCCGCAUCCAUGCCCACUUCACUGGGCUCAGGUACCUGCUGUACAACUUCCCUGUGACCUGCGCCUUUGUGGGUGUCGCCAGCAACUUCACGUUCCUCAGCAUCAUCGCGCUCUUCAGCUACAUGCAGUGGGUGUGGGGGGGCGUCUGGCCCCGACACCGCUUCUCUUUGCAGGUUAAUAUCCGACAAGGGGAUAGCUCACGACAGGGUGCCCAGCAUCGCAUUUCUCGCCAUCAGCCAGGCCGGGAGGAGCCUACCCAGCGGUCAGACAUGACAGAGGAUGGCGAAAGCCCUGAAGAUCCCGCAGGAACAGAGGGCCAGCUAUCUGAGGAAGAGAAACCACGACAGCCCCUGAAUGGAGAGGAGGAACAAGAGCCAGAGGCUAGUGAUGGCUCCUGGGAAGAUGCAGCUUUGCUGACAGAGGCCAACCUGCCUACCUCUGCCUCUACUUCCACCUCUGCCCUUUCCCCUGAGACUCUGGGUAGCCGUGAACCUUCUGUGGGCACCAUCAGGCAGCGUCCAACAUGCUCCAGUUCCUGAACAAAAAGAGUCCUCACAUUCCAGCGCUUCCCCAUCUGACCCUUCUCCCCUUGUCGUCCCCUUAAUAAACUAUUUUGUGCCAGGUGCUUGUGUGAAGGUCA